This is a messenger RNA of Eriocheir sinensis (Chinese mitten crab), 1031 nucleotides long. RefSeq lists its product as uncharacterized. The coding region runs from base 53 to 436 and encodes 127 amino acids. The transcript has 2 exons. NCBI's taxonomy places the organism in Eukaryota, Metazoa, Arthropoda, Malacostraca, Decapoda, Varunidae. The record is from RefSeq and is a predicted model, not a curated record.
CUUUAGUUACUGCAGGUUGAGUUCAUUGUUUUUGAGUGGUUCGAGGGUGGGGAUGACCAAAACCCUACAGCAAUUCACCCCCCUCACCGCCAACACCACCUCCACUUCCUUUUUCUCAAGUUCUCUGCAAGUUGAGGCGUGUCCCAACGGCAGUGUUGUGGUGGGCCUCGAGUAUAAGAAAGCUGAGGAUGCCGAUACUCCUGCGUGGCACAAGCUGGUGUGCUCCCCGGUCCUUCCCGAGCUGAACUUCACAAAUCAGUACUGCCAUUAUUCGAGCGAAUUCAUCACUGGCAUGUUGAACUGCACUAAGGAGGAAUACUUGGUGGGUGUAAGAUGGAAUUCAUCCUCCAUCAAGACUGGGAGUGUCCGCAUAAACGCCAAGUGUUGCUCGAAAACUCAGCAGUUCAUGACGCCUACGUACUCCAUGGGCUAUUAACAGAAGAUAUCUUAUUAAUACAAGCACCUUUAUUGGCUCUCGCAGCAUUAUUUCAUCGCCGCUUGGCCUCUCGAGACACUAAAGGGUCGUAUCAUUAGACAUUUCGCCGCCCAAGAACCCAAAUUUGACAAGGCUUUCGUAGGAGUUGUGGGCAUUUCCAGAAGUAGUUUUAUGGCCCUGGUGGUAGUUUGACCCCUCCUUUAUACGGUGAACCUGAAGAAACACUCAUUAGAACUCGACUGGCCCCCUCUUUGACCUUUAGAAAUUGCUGGUGUGAGAAGCCAAAGAGCCUGAUGAUAGCUACCGACUGAAUUGCCUCCCCGAUCGAGACGUGAAAACUGCAGGGCUUGGAAUUUGAAACUGUCACACACUAAUUGCUUGUUUCCCUAUCAUGUCAUGCAUUCACCACAAGUUGUACAAUCACACUAUGUACUGCCUGGGGGUUGGGAUGGCAUGUUACUUCCUUCUCCUUUGUUGUAUACCUGCAAUUAACAAUAAACUAUCAAUCAAUCAAUCAAUCACCGCGUACACUCUGAUAUGUGUGGUCGUAUUUUAAAACACUUCGUCCCACAAUUUCACAUCUUUGACAAGGCUU